AUGACCCAGCUGACCAAGCCUGUCUUUGUUUCCGUUGGAUUGGGGGCUCUGCUCCUCUUCCUGGUCUCUACAACAAGAGCUUCAGCCCUCAGCUUCGUCUGUCUCGUCUAUGUUGCCCUUGUUCAUUGUCCCUUCAAUUCUUCACCCACUGACUUCUUCCUCUCCGGCAACGAGGCACCACUUCCUCCAACCAACUCUUUGUGGUCACGCCUCCAAGCCUUGUCUACACUCAAAUGGCUAGCUCAAUCGCGUCGGGCAAGAAAUGAAAAGGAUAUCGACUGGGACCAAGGCGAUGCUGUCAAGGAUGGCGACUUGAUUGAAGCCUGGGAUCGCAUCGUUGAGUGGGAUUCACGAUGCUUACAUCCCAACAAGCUCGAACAGCUUCGUGGCUUCGGUGAUCCACUGGCAGACAACGCUAUAGACGAGAUCGAAGGCAUCUCGCAGCAGCCAAAGCAGAAUUCAAGCGACGCUUUACGUAAGAUCUACGAUCAGUCGUCCAUGCUCGACAGGUUGAACGGUCAACGAGUAGCGUGUUUGGCCUUUUGGAGGGCGGUUGAUCGCAGGCCUCCCCCUGGUGCAGGUGCUCUCGGCCUCGACUGGUAUGAGUCGCGCUAUGGUCAUGCUGCAGUGACCAAUCUCAAGCAAUGGCCGCGCUUCCCUUCAAGCAAACGACAAGAACCUGAUGCCAGCCUCCCUGCCUGGACGCCAUAUGAUCAAACAACCGUCGAUGCUAAAGAUGAAUCAGCCGAGCUCCUAGCCGAAGCUGAGGUAAUUCAGCGAGGAAAGAACGUCUUCUAUCGCUACGCCGGGCCAAUGCUCACCAUCCUGCUCCACUUCAGCCUCGCCGGUGGCUUUGCAUCGCCUCGGAUCACAGAAGUACUCGCGCAGACCGCCUAUCUUGUUCCUACAGCCAACUCCAGCGACAGCAAGGACCGUGAAUCUUCAGACUCUUCGGCGCUUCCCACCGUGGAAGAGCUCCGGCGAACGUUCAAGAUAGACAAAGCACGUGCAGCUCGCACUUGGAGUCGUCUCUUGGAGACAACCCAAUUCGUCUUGGAUGUGGUCGAGAAGGCAGACAGCCUCCAUCCUCCCAGCAUCUCAGCUGCUUUGUCUAGAUCUGACCCAGUUUGUGAGACGUCACAUAUCCAGCCUCCCGAGCUUGGAGGCGAAGGCUGGCAAGCGGCUGUACGUGUGCGGCUGCUUCAUGCCAUUGUCCGACGCCGGAUCCUCAAGCUCGUUGAGAGACGACGGAAGGACGCCUCGGUCGGCAGCACGAAGAGCUAUGACAUUGAAAAGAAUGGCAUACCGAUCAAUCAGGAAGACUUGCUUGGUACGCUGUGCGCCUUUUCAUCGGCUCCGCUCGUUAUGCUACAGAGGUUUGGCGUGCAGCCUACCACACAGGAGAGGAAAGACUACAUCGCCCUUUGGCGGCACAUUGGCUUCUACAUGGGUAUUGAACCCGCUCUGUUGCGGUGCGCAUUCGUUGAUGCUCAAGCAGCGGAUCGCGCUUUGGUCUGCACCAUCCUUCACCUUUUCAAGCAGGUGGAAAUCUCAGCGAGUCAGCAUGGCAAUCAAACUGGCGCUGCGCAGCCUAGAAGGCAGACUCCUACCAUCCCUGUGCUGAUAGCAUGCGCCGAUCGCCCGCCCUUCUACACACCACUGUCGGCCCAUGUGGCCAUCGCGCGCCGUCUACUGGGCAAGUCGAUGGCUGACUUUCUCGCGCUGCCAGCGUCAUCAGCCAGGCGCGAGGUCCUCACCGAUCUUGCAUUUGUGGGGAUGCAGGUACCGAUCCUUUUUGGCCGCUUCUAUCCGCGCAAAUCGUGGGAGAAGCGUAAGCUGGAAUUGGUAAGGCCUCUGCUGCGACGUCUAGUCGUCUAUAGCCUUGGCAAUAAACGCACCAGAUUCGAGAUGCCAUCCUCAUUAUUGGCAGAAUCGCAAAAGAAACCGAUAGUGGAGACGGUCAACAUCGAGACCCAGUCUCACGCUCACAUCGAUGUAGCGGAGGACAAGGAGCACAAUCUUCGGCUUGCACGAGAGUGGCGUUGGCUCAUGAGGGAGAUGCUUGCUGUGCUCUGGCUCGCUGCUUCGUUGAUCCUGAUUGUGGGCGCUUUUGCCGUUUUGCAGCUUUGCGCCUAUCUCCAUUUUUACUAA
Mycosarcoma maydis (corn smut) is the source of this 2151-nucleotide messenger RNA. RefSeq lists its product as uncharacterized. The coding region runs from base 1 to 2151 and encodes 716 amino acids. The transcript has a single exon. The record is from RefSeq and is a predicted model, not a curated record. Gene Ontology annotation, molecular function: oxidoreductase activity. Lineage: Eukaryota; Fungi; Basidiomycota; Ustilaginomycetes; Ustilaginales.